AUAUACUUUUAAUUUAUUCAUUCAUUUAUUUAAUUAUAAAUUAAAUAAUUAAUUGAGUCAAGGAUUUCUUAAUUAUGAAAGAAAGUUAAUAAAGAAUAUACAUACAUACCUACCUUUAUUGUUUUUAAGUUAAUAUUUUGCAUUCAUUUUUGUAUGACAAUUAUCAAUUUAUUUAAUAAAAUAAUGCUAAUUAUUUCAUUCAUUAUUUAAACACAACAAAUUAAUAUAUCAUUUAGCAGUUCUUAAUUAAAUAAAGGCAAAUAAUAUAUACAGAGAGAAACAGGAAGAAACAAACAAAGAAAGAAAGAAACAAAUAAACAAACAAACAAAUAAUCAAUCAAACAAACAAACAACAAAGAAACGUUUAUUUUUUAUUUAUCAAGCAAGAAAGGAGAAGUCCAUUUGAUUAUCAAAACGAAAAAUAUUAAAGCAUCAUUAAGGAUAUAUAGAAAACAAAUUAGACAUAUCACAAUUGCAAAUAGGUGAGAAGCCAUGAGUUCGGAGUAGGAUAAAAACCAAACAAGUAGCAAGGACUCUAAUGAAAAUUAAAAUGAGACUUAGCAAGAAGGUAAAAAGGCAGUAAAUAAAAAAGGAAGCUAAAAAAAAGAUAAAAAUGGAUCUUCGGCAAGUGCACAAUAAGAUAAAGCUAGCAAAGAGAAUGAAAAUGAAGAUCUAGAUAUGAUAAAUGAAAAUUCUGAUAAUUAGCAAGACAAUAUAGAUUAGCAUGAAAAAGAUGAAGAUAAUAGAAACUAAUCAGGUGAAAACAAUUCUUUUUUCAAGUAAUCGCAAGAGGAAACUGAAAAUUAGAAUAACUAAAACGAAAGCAAUUUAUAGCGUAGAUUAUCUUCAAGAAAGCGUAAAGAAAAACAUAUUGACGAUAUGGAUUUUGGAUAUAGAAAGGCAGUAACUCCUGUUAAAAAAAUUAAGAAAAGCAAGUCAGCAGACCCCAAAGCUAAGAAGGAAUAGCCUUAAAAGAAGAAAGCUCCCUAGGUUCAAAAGUAAUAGCAAGCUUAAUCUGCUUAGCAGUAGGAUACUUCUAUAAAUUAAUAAUAAAACUAGCAAAGUGCACAGAAAUAAUAAAAAACACCUAUCAAGCAAGAUAAAAAAGGUAAAGAAGUGAAAAGGGAAAAUAAAACUCCUAUAAAAAAUGAAAAAGCUGAAAAGACUUCGAGUGAAGGUAAAGGAUAAGAAUAAAAAAGCGAAUCAUCAGUUAAGAGAGAUAACAAUAAAAGGCCAAAUCUUUUUAAAAAGACAAAUAGCAGUGCUUUGGCAGCUGCUAAAAGCAAUGAGAAAAAGCCAACUUAAUAAAAUUAAAGCUCAAUAUUGAAUUAUAUGAAUAAUUCUGCUUCGAAAAAAUAGAAAGACAAUUUAAGUAUAGCAUCAGAUCUUACAGCUUCAACUGAAAAGGAAACAAAGAAUUCAAAGAACACUGUAAGCAAAAUCAAAGAAUAAAUGAAAGAAAAAGCAGAAAAGGAAUAGUUAGAGCAAAGAUCAGAAAAUAAAAAGCAUGAUAAGAUAAAGCAAAAGGAAAUCAUCAAACAAGAAAAGCUGUAAAAAAAGUUAGAAAUGAAAAUAGAAAAGGAAGAGAGAGAUAAAAAGAAAGCCUAAGAAAAGCUAGAAAAAGAGUAGCAGUAAUUAGAAGAGCAAAUGUAUAAAAAAGAAAAGAAAGAAAAAUUGAAAAAAAAUCCUAAUAAAAGAAUAUUUAAUCCUUAAGAAUACAAUGAAAAUCUUAAAAAAAAGAUUCAAUUAGAAGGUUAAUUACAAGAACUCUAUGAUUAAUAUGGUAGAAAAUUAGAAAAAGUACAUGAACCUAAGUAAAACUAGACACAUUGGGAUUAUAUAUUACAAGAAAUACAUGAAACUGCAGAAUAUUUUUAGAAGAGGAGAAGUUACUUUAAAUUUUAAACUAGAAAAAUAGCUAAACACUCAGUCACUGCAUUAUCGAAUCUUAGAUAGUCUAAGGAACAAAAAAUAAAAGAAGAAGCAAAGAGAAUUAAAAAAAUAGCUGAAUCCUGCAAUCAAAUGGUUUAAAGAUAUUUCUGGAGAAGCAUGCAUAAAGUGAAAAAAUUCAUGAAAGUUAUUGAAUACUAAAAGGAGUAAAAAGAAGAUUAACAAAAACGUUUAGAAAAUUUAGUUUCUGAAUAAUGGUAAUUAUCUAUGAAGCUAGCCAAGUUACUUUAAUUAACUAAGGACAUUCCUGAAUUGGAUACUUAAAAAGCAGUAGAAGAAUCUAAGGCCAAAUCAAAUUAAAGAGAUCUUGAAGAAAAGUAGAAAUAAGAAGCAAAAGAAGAGGAGUAGGCUAAAUAAGAGGAAGAAGAAAUUCAGGAUUAGUAGGAAAAUAAAUUAAGUGCUGAAGAAGAAGAAAAAUUGAAAUAAGAAUAAGAAUAACAAGAAUAAUUAGCCAAAAAAUUAUAGGAAAUUAAGAGAGAGUAAGAGGAGAUAGAGAAGGAGCUUAAAAGAAUUGAGGAAUUAGAAAAUGAAUUGCUCUCAAAUGAAGAGUUGGCAAAAGAAUAUAAUAUCAAUAUUUAAUUGAAAAGAGAUGGACUUAAUAAUUAUACUUUUGACAAGAUGCUCUACUCUAAGAUCAAUCCUUCUCCAGUUCAAUCUGCUAACGAUCUUGCUCCUCAGCUUUAAGAAAUCGAAGAGGAAGAAGAGGAAGAAGAAUUAGACAAAUAUGGAAAUAUAAAACUUCCUUUCCAUGAUUUUGAACCAUAAGCUAUUACUUUGAAUGAUGCUACAAUCGUUUAGCCCUUUUUACUGAAAGGUAGACUAAGAGAAUAUUAAUUAAUUGGUUAAAACUGGCUUGCUACAUUAUAAUAGAAGAAAAUGAACGGUAUUUUGGCUGAUGAAAUGGGUCUCGGUAAGACAAUUUAGACUAUAUCUCUUUUGGCACAUCUUGCUUGCAACAAAGGCAUCUGGGGGCCACAUUUAAUUAUUGUACCAACAAGUAUUCUCAUUAACUGGGAAAUCGAAUUUAAAAAGUGGUGUCCUGCAUUUAAAAUUAUGACUUAUUAUGGAUCCCCAAAAGAAAGAAAAUUAAAAAGAGCAGGUUGGAGCAAAAUGAACCACUUCUAAGUCUGUAUUACUUCUUAUAAAAUUGCAUUACAAGAUCAAAAAAUUUUCAGAAGAAAAAAAUGGUAUUUCAUGGUCUUAGAUGAAGCUCAGCACAUUAAAAACUUUAAGUCUCAAAGAUGGCAAGUAUUGUUAAACUUUCACACAAAGCAUCGUCUCCUCUUAACUGGUACACCAUUAUAAAAUGAUGUUGGUGAACUCUGGUCUUUGUUGCAUUUCCUUAUGCCUAGAAUAUUCGACUCUCACUCUGAUUUUAUGGAAUGGUUCUCUAUUCCUAUGCAGCAAGCGCUUUAGAAAAAUUUACCUAUUAGUCAAGAAAUAUUGAAAAAAUUGCAUUCUAUUCUGAGACCCUUUUUGUUGAGAAGAUUGAAGAAAGAUGUGGAAAAAUAACUUCCCACAAAGACUGAAUAUAUAAUAAAAUGUCCUCUUUCGAGAAGGUAGAGAUAUCUUUAUGAUGAAUUUAUCAGUAGAGACGAUACUAAGAAUUCAAUGAAGUAGUAAGACUUUUUGGGUUUGAUGAAUAUUGUUAUGUAACUAAAAAAAGUUUGUAAUCACCCUGACUUGUUUGAAGCAAGAACUAUUGAAAGUCCUUUUUCUUCAAUGAAGCUAAAGCUAGUUGUUCUCUCUCACUUUUUGUAUAGCACAAAGAGCAGAAUCCCAUUUAAAUUAGAUUUUAUAAAUAAUGAACUCAAUAAAACUGCUUAUAAUAUUUAAAGGGCAAAGAGUCUGAUGCCAAUAGCAGAUGAUUUCUAUGAAAUGAACAAUGUUCUCUUUUCAGAGGAGAACUGGCCUUCUUACAUACCUUAUUAUGCUCAAAGAUGGAGAAUUUUAAAACAAUUUACUAAACAGCAAUCAUUAAAAAGACUCUACAAAUCUAACAGAGCUAGAAUUCAGAGUGAUCAUGUUGUUUACGGCAUAGAUACCAUCGAUUUCCUAACUGUUAAACAAGCUAGAGAUCCUUAUAUUGAAAUGAGUGAAUUUAAAACACUCACAUUCGAAUAAGCUCUUGAUUCUGUAAGAGUUUUAAUCAAUGAAUUUUCUUUUGCUCAGAGAGCUAUAGCUGAACCUCCUGAGGUUAUCAUUACUCCCUUUGAUUCAGAAAAAAAUAAUUACUAUUAAAGAUUUAACAAGACUAUGAAACAAUAAUUAAGUGUAGUUGCUAAAGAAUUCCACUACUGCCAUAUAAGAAGAACUCUGUGUUUCCCUAGUAAAAAAUUGCUUAUGUAUGACUGUGGUAAGUUAAAUACUAUGAUUCAAUUGCUUAAAAAAUUAAAAUAAAGAGGUGAUAAAGUUCUUAUUUUUACACAAAUGUCAAGAAUGCUUGAUAUUUUUGAAAAUGUGCUCAACUUAUUUAACUUCACAUAUGUCAGAUUGGAUGGUUCAACGAAGAUUGAAAAUAGAUAGAAAGUUGUAGAAAGAUUUAAUGGCGAUUCUCGUAUUUUCUGCUUUAUUUCUUCUACAAGAAGUGGUGGUAUCGGUCUUAACUUGACUGGAGCCAACGUUGUCGUUUUCUAUGAUACAGAUUGGAACCCUGCUAUGGACAGAUAAGCUUAAGACAGAUGUCAUAGAAUCGGUUAAACUAGAAACGUCUCUAUUUACAGAUUGAUUUCCGAAUACACAAUAGAAGAAAAUAUUCUUUUAAAGAGUAUUUAAAAGAGAAAAUUAGACGAAUAUAUUAUGGAAGAAGGUAUGUUCAAUACUCAAUUUUAUGAAAAGUUUGAUGUAAGAGGAAUUCUUGGAGGAAUGCUUGGACAAGCUUAGAAAAAAUAAGAAGACAAUAUUGAUAAAUCUUAAAUGGAAAAAAUACUUGAAAAAGUAGAAGAUAAAGAAGAUACUGUGGCUUUGAAAAAAGCUUAAAUGGAAGAAAUUGAAUAUGUCACAGAAGGCGCAGCAGAAGUUGCAGCGAUGGAUAAAGAUGAUGAAGAGUAAAAAGAAAAACAGUUUUCAGUCGAUGUUUAGAAGUUCCCUCCUAUAUUUUAGUAUGGCUUAAAGUAUAUUAAGAAUGAAGAAUAGUUGCAUUAAAAUGAUGGGGAAGACAAGUUUAUGGAUGAUGAUCUAUUUGAUGAUGAUCUUGAUGAAGAAGAUGAAGACGAAGAAGAAGAAAAUGAAGAAGAAAAAAUUAAAUAAACUCCUAUUGAAGAAGACGAUGAAGAGUUUGUGUAUGAAAAUGAAAAUUCUGCUAAGAAAGACGAUGAUGAAGAUGAAGAUGAAAAUAACAGUAUACUUCCUUAGAGAAACAACAAUCCUUCAUUUAAGUAGAGAGGACUCGAUGAGGAUGAUGAAGAGGAAGAAGAAGAGGAUGAAGAUGAAGAAGAAGAAAAUGAUAAAGUUAAAGAAGACGAUGAUAUGGAUGAAGAAGAUUCUAAAUAAGAAGGAUAUUAUGGUGAUAGAAAUAAAAAUAAAUCACCUUCUUCAAGUCCAACAAAUAAAUAAGUGAAAAAAUAAAGCUUUGAAGAAGAUGAGGAAGAGGAAGAUGAAAGUAACGAAGCUGAGACAGGCAGAGUUAGAAAGAAAUCAAAGGAUUCAAAUAAAAGCAUGGAUGAAGAAGAUGAAGAUAAUGAAGAGGAAGAAGAAGAAGUUGAAAUUGAAAUAGAAGAAAAUGACUCUGACUCUAAUAGAAAAUAAAAUGGUUACAAAUAGUAAGAUAAGAACUCUCCUUCUAUACAAAAGAGCAGCCAAGAAACUAAUAAAAAUGAAGGAGAAGCAUUUGAUGAGCAAGAAAUAGAAGAAGAAAUUGAAUCUAACAAAAAUAGUGUAUUAAAAAGUGGAAAGGAUUCUAGUAAAGUAAAGAAGAAAGUAAGAUUCUUAGAUUAGGUUGAAGUUGAAGUUGAAAAAUAAGCUCCUCCCCCUCCACCUGCUUCUAAAUCUAGUAAAAAUGAUGAAGAAGAAGACGAUGAAGAGAAUGAAAAUGAAGAUAUUGAAGAUGAUGAUGAAGAAGAAGAUGUUGAAGAGGAAGAUAAAUUUAACGAUGAAGAUAGAAAAAAUUCUCUCAGAAUA
Tetrahymena thermophila SB210 is the source of this 6069-nucleotide messenger RNA. Its product is annotated as SNF2 family amine-terminal protein. The annotation marks the transcript as partial. NCBI's taxonomy places the organism in Eukaryota, Ciliophora, Oligohymenophorea, Hymenostomatida, Tetrahymenidae. Gene Ontology annotation, molecular function: histone binding; ATP-dependent chromatin remodeler activity; ATP binding. The transcript has 15 exons. Gene Ontology annotation, cellular component: Swr1 complex. The record is from RefSeq and is a predicted model, not a curated record.